Ambispora gerdemannii is the source of this 354-nucleotide messenger RNA. Lineage: Eukaryota; Fungi; Glomeromycota; Glomeromycetes; Archaeosporales; Ambisporaceae. The record is from the annotation of a GenBank genome assembly.
AUGUCUUGGUCACAGACUGCUUUUCGCUUGACGAGCAAACCACGUGGGUGUCAUUUAAUUACGAAUGAGGUCGAGAGACAAGUCGCCGAGCUAAGGGAUUAUCGUGUUGGGCUGGCUAACGUGUUUUUACAGCAUACAUCCGCCUCUUUAUGCUUGAAUGAAAAUGCCGACCCGGAUGUACGUGAAGACAUGGAAAUGGGAUUAAAUAGAUUAGUUCCUGAGAAUUGGCCAUAUAUACAUUCUAAUGAAGGACCCGAUGAUAUGCCUGGUCAUUUGAAAAAUGCAUUAAUCGGCGCCUCUUUGAAUAUCCCAAUUACUAAUGGACGAUUGAAUUUGGGUACUUGGCAAGGAUGA